AUGACCACGUGUAACUGUUUUGCGUUCAGAUUCUGAGUCCUGGCCAUUUGAAGAUCCCUAUACUUCCCUAAGAGGAUACUGGCGUGGGAGGCCGGUCGGUAGUGAGCGAAAAGGAGACCGGGAAUCUCCUCUGGGUGACUUUGGGGACCCUCCUUCCCUUCUCCAGGCGUGCCAGGCUGGGCUUUCUUGAAGAGGACAUGGUGUUAAAAGUGGGAACUUGAAAACACCGAGGAAAAUUCUGUAGGACCAUUUGGCCAACAAGCCAAACUUUUAAAGCAUCUGGGCCAGAGUCUGGCCCAUCUCUCUCCGCCCUGCCACUGGCUCCCAGAUCUUUGCUUUGUGGAGACAGAAUGGACAGAUUCCUGGUGAAGGGGGCAUUAGGGGGCCUUUUGGGAAAGAGGGAGCCAGAGGAGAGCAGAGAAGGCCCAGCAGGGCUGAGAGGAGACAAGGAGAGCAGCAGGAAAAGGUCCAGGACAGAAACCCCGACGAAUGCAGGCCACUCAGCGGGCCCCAGCUGGCGGCACAUCCGAGCGGAGGGCCUGAGUUGUGAUUACACAGUCCUGUUUGGCAAAACCGAAGCAGACAAGAUUUUCCAGGAGCUGGAGCAAGAAGUGGAAUAUUUUACAGGUGCGCUGGCCAGGGUCCAGGUGUUCGGGAAGUGGCACAGCGUGCCCAGGAAGCAAGCCACCUAUGGCAACGCAGGGCUGACAUACACGUUCUCGGGCCUCACUCUGUCUCCAAAGCCCUGGAUCCCAGUUCUAGAGCAUGUCCGGGAUCGUGUUUCUGUGGUGACAGGAGAGACCUUCAACUUUGUGCUUGUCAACAGGUACAAGGACGGCCGUGACCACAUCGGGGAGCACAGAGACGAUGAACGAGAACUGGCUCCUGGGAGCCCCAUAGCCUCUGUCUCCUUCGGGGCCUGCAGAGACUUCUUCUUCCGGCAUAAGGAUUCCCGGGGGAAAAAGCCCACCCGGAAGGUAGAGGUGGUUCGGCUUCAGCUGGCGCACGGGAGUUUGCUCAUGAUGAACCACCCGACCAACACUCACUGGUACCACAGUCUCCCCAUACGAAAUAAGAUUCUAGCUCCACGGGUCAAUCUGACAUUUCGCAAAAUUCUGCCUGCUAAAAAGUAAAAACUUUGUCGGUGGUUUGUA
This is a messenger RNA of Mustela lutreola (European mink), 1154 nucleotides long. It is a transcript of the gene ALKBH2, whose product is annotated as alkB homolog 2, alpha-ketoglutarate dependent dioxygenase. The transcript is spliced from 4 exons. The record is from RefSeq and is a predicted model, not a curated record. Lineage: Eukaryota; Metazoa; Chordata; Mammalia; Carnivora; Mustelidae. The coding region runs from base 351 to 1133 and encodes 260 amino acids. Gene Ontology annotation, biological process: DNA repair.